Molecule: messenger RNA, 366 nt
Organism: Staurois parvus
Lineage: Eukaryota; Metazoa; Chordata; Amphibia; Anura; Ranidae
Source: the annotation of a GenBank genome assembly
ACGUCCUCCCAUUCUCACCGCGCAUGCAUGGUGAUCACCGAUCACGAACAGAGCCGAAGAUGUCGGCUCGGUCAUGUGAUCAGCUGUGUCCAAUCACAGCUGAUCAUAUGGGACAUGUACACUGAUCAUCAGGGCACUGAUGAUCAGUGUGCCCUGAUGAUCAGUGUAGCCCCAGCAGUGACAUCUGUCAAAGUCCAUCAGUGCCAGCUGUCAGUGCCGAUCAGUGCCACAUAUCAGUGCAUACCAGUGCACAUCAAUGCCACAUAUCAGUGCCCAUCUGAGCUGCCUUUCAGUGUCAUCCAUCAGUGCCAGUCAGUGCCAUCUGCCGCCUAUCAAUGCCAAUCAGUGCUGCCAGCGCCAGUCAGU